GCUGCUGCCGCUGGCCUCCGUGGCCAUCAUUGGACAUGAAGCCUAUCUAGCAUGCUCGUUCUGAUUACAUUAUCAACCACAUAUUGAUCGAUCAGCACUAGAUACCGACAGUGCGAGGUCAUCGCAUUCAACUGCUAUAAACGGUUAUGGCCGCCUGAGCGAAGACAGUUUCUACGGCCUCGUCGGCCUCGACUGAGGCGGCGACCAACUGAAGUGGCAGUCAGAUCUCGGACUCGGAUCCCAUGACGCUUGAACAGCAGUCAGUCCGGGAGACUCACAGUUCCGCAACCGCCAGCCACGAUUGCGGAUGUCACACGGUACGACUGUUCCACAAUCUGCAUGGCAGCGAAUAUGGGCGUAUGUGUGGUACCUGGCGCGUGAUAGUAUCCCACAUCCGUCAGGCUGCGGGCGAAGAUCGCGGAAAGGAGCGUGGAGUUGUUGUGCAAGCUCGUGGACACAUCGACGCAGCUUUCUGCGCUGAGAGACAAGUUGGUACCUGAGACGCACAUGCUGACGAAGCCACCCUAGUUAGUUGCCAACGAUUUCCAGCCCGCCGUGACAUACUGUCCGGGGAUCGUGUAUGCAUGCAGCUGGCCCCUAUAUCUCUUCAACCGCACGACUUACAGCUCUCGAAGAGGGAUAAGAGGAAGGGUAGUGGUAGUAGCCCCCGAAGAGUUGGAACGAGACCUGGCUGACAUUCUGGAGUCCCUGGUUGUAAGUGGUGGACUGGCAGUCGCUCGGCAGCGGUGCAGGCAGAGCCAACACGGGAGAUAUGAGCAGUGGAGGUACAGACAGGAGCAUAUUGGGGAGGUAUCGCGUAGAUCCAACUAGUGGCAAUGGUAUCGGAAAGCCCUUGGGUAUGGACGGUGCGUGAUUAGCAACGUCAGAGAGAGGUGCCGGUGAGGGACCUACUCGAUUUCUUAGUGACACUAGUUCUAACUGGG
This is a messenger RNA of Mycena citricolor, 944 nucleotides long. The record is from the annotation of a GenBank genome assembly. Lineage: Eukaryota; Fungi; Basidiomycota; Agaricomycetes; Agaricales; Mycenaceae.